This is a messenger RNA of Macroventuria anomochaeta, 1872 nucleotides long. RefSeq lists its product as uncharacterized. NCBI's taxonomy places the organism in Eukaryota, Fungi, Ascomycota, Dothideomycetes, Pleosporales, Didymellaceae. The transcript has 2 exons. The record is from RefSeq and is a predicted model, not a curated record. The coding region runs from base 75 to 1583 and encodes 502 amino acids.
CGCCCCAUCGCAACCAAACGCGGCAAACACCUGACGCCUGCACGACCCCGCUGCUGUAGCAGCUGCUUUCCAAAAUGUCUCGAUUUCGAAACCGAGACAGGUCCAAUAGACCUGGCCGCGGUCAGAUUGAGCAUAAUGUGCUGGAAGGACUUCCCAUCAACCAGUAUAGGGAGAUCGAGGUUACUAUUGGUCCAAACGCUGCCGACAGCAAGCCUGUGGAUGUCAACGCGUGGCCUGAACUACCUAUGCCACGAGAUUCACAUAUGUUACCGGAGCACUCACAACAGUUGCUUCGUGCUGCGCGUUCUGGACGCACUAUCAAACCACCAGCCCCACCCGAGGAUGAUGAUAACGAGAUGAAAGAUGAGGAGACAGAGCACAAAGAAGUGCCAGUAGGGUUUACCAUCAAGAAGUAUGUUAAGGUUGCGCGGCACAACGAAGCGCCGGAACUCGAGUAUCUUGCAAAGAGACGGAAAGGUCUGCCAUCACAGUACAUCAACGGUCAGGUACAAGCUCCGUUGAGGGAAACCAAAGUCAAGAAACUCGACGCCGAAGGCAACGUGGCGGUUUACAAAGUCCUGGCACCAGAAGGGCAAGCUGUCGAGGGCGAGGUCGCCCCUACAGAUGCUGCUAUCGAGGUUGCACCAGUCAUCGCAGCGCCUGGCACAGUUGUUGAAGGAGUUGGUGUGGUGAACGCAGAGGGUAUAGUGGUAGCAAAUGAUAUCCUACAGCAAACACCACCGCGGAGAAGGCCGCCACCUCCCAAGAAGAAGAAACAGAAGCACAUCCCUCGUGCAGGGCCAGGCAGAGGUAGAAAGAGGGUUGACUUUGUCGAAGGUGCUGAGGGGCAAGGAACUCCAGCACCAGUCGCAGGCGGCGACAUACCUGCAAUCCGCGACUUGAAACAAGGAGAAGGGGGAUCGGUGGAGCCGUCUGAUCGUGAUACACCGAUGGGUGAGGCUGGAGAGGACGAUGAGUCUGGUGAGGAUGGAUCGGAAGACGAAGAGCAAGACCAGGAGGAUGGAACUCCUGCAACGCCGUCAAAGGCACCAAUUGCGCCUACCAGCGCUCCGGUUGUGGAGAUGACGGAUGCGCCUGAAAUCGCUGCUCCUAUAGAGUCGGCAAUCGUUACAGAAGCAUCUACGACUAUUCCGCUUGAGAAUCUCCAGCCUCCAGUAGAAGUGGAGCAACCCGCACCUACAUCGAUACCUGAGCCCACAGAGCCCACAGAGCCGACCGCUGUACGAGACCGAUCCAGUUCGCCAGACUUCCCACUAUCUGCAGUUAACCACAGCAGGCAAAACUCGAUAACCCGGCUGCCCACCUCAGCAACAUCGGUCGAACCGAUCGCGUCAGAGCCAGUAGCUUCUGAACCGAUUCCAGCCCCAGUCCCAUCUACAGAGACUGAAUCUGUACCUGCAAGUGUAGAUAUACCUGCAGGGGAACCUGCGGAAGCGUUUGUAUCCGUACCGGUACCAGAACCUACAAAGGCGCCAUCUCAAAAACAACCUUCUAUUCCGCCGUCAGAAUCUGAGCCCGAUCUGCUGGGCAGCUUGGAGGCAGAGCUGGACAAGGAGGCAUAGGAUUUCGUAAAGAGAAUGAGAAAUGAGCGCACUUUCUCGUUGAUAGGCAGCGGAAGUCUAAGCACGGACACACGGUCAAGUCGGAGUACGAGGAUAGGUUCCUGUGCGGCAAGCGAAGGAAGCCAGAGCAUGGACACGGGUUCAAGUCAAAGCACGACGGACAUGGACUUGGAGCUUUCGUCAGCGUUUUAUCGCUGGGCCAAGGAUACCUCCUUGGAAUGGAGUCUUGGAGUAUUGGAUGCACCGGAGGGCUUCUUGUAUAUUUCUGUACGAGUAGGCAAUUGUCUAG